Pyrenophora tritici-repentis Pt-1C-BFP is the source of this 495-nucleotide messenger RNA. RefSeq lists its product as uncharacterized. The record is from RefSeq and is a predicted model, not a curated record. NCBI's taxonomy places the organism in Eukaryota, Fungi, Ascomycota, Dothideomycetes, Pleosporales, Pleosporaceae.
AUGCCAAACCAAUCUUGCGACUUCGCGGCCGACCCAGCGCACCCAACCAUCGCUGAGGAAAUUCUUACCUACCACUUCCUGGCAACGAACAACGACAACGGUGCCGAUUCUUAUCUAUCCCACAUCAAGUUUCGUCUCCGCACUGAGCCCGUCAAUGAGAUUGAUGUUGAAACGGUUUGGAAGAUUGUCAACACUCCUGAGAUGAUUGACGCUGUGAUCGGCAACAUCAUCAAGUUUGAUGUUUUGAGCACCCAGCCUGCAGGGGGCUACAUCGAUCUGUUCAUUGAGACGGAGAUGCAACAGAUGCAUGAGCGCGGACAGAACCAGCUGAUCGGGAUUUGGCAGAAGCAUAUGCUUUCUCGCCAUUUUCCGACGGCUGCGAAGUUGAAGGGUCUUAUCUAUUGCCGUACUCAGCAGGCUUAUGACCUGGUUAAGCAGAAGGGCAAGGAGCUGUACAUCCGUGCUGUGUUUCACGACUUCUUGAAGAAGAAUUAG